Messenger RNA from Thalassophryne amazonica, 2447 nucleotides. It is a transcript of the gene btk, whose product is annotated as Bruton agammaglobulinemia tyrosine kinase. The coding region runs from base 525 to 2447 and encodes 640 amino acids. The record is from RefSeq and is a predicted model, not a curated record. NCBI's taxonomy places the organism in Eukaryota, Metazoa, Chordata, Actinopteri, Batrachoidiformes, Batrachoididae. Gene Ontology annotation, biological process: T cell receptor signaling pathway; adaptive immune response; intracellular signal transduction. The transcript is spliced from 18 exons. Gene Ontology annotation, molecular function: protein binding; ATP binding; non-membrane spanning protein tyrosine kinase activity.
CAUUUUCUGAGAAUGUGCAUCUGUAUCAAAUUAUGAAUUUAAUAUUUAAAGGCAGCAGUCAGUCUAUGGUCUGUACGCGCAUGAGCAUGCAUGCUUGUGACUACAAAUUGAAUGUUAUGAAACUUGCUCACUGUUCCAUAUUGGCGUGCUCAAAAAAGGGUGCACAGCAUGACGAGUUUAAUAUUUUUACCCAGUAAGUUAUCGGUUUAAAGCUUCUUAAGUUUCCCCUGCUGUGAUUAAAUUCAGCAACAGCCUGAAACAUCCCUCUAAGUAAAUAAGUAUAAAACAUGCUGGAUGCAGUAUCUGCUGUGUUAAUGUUUAGACCACUUCCACAUAUCACCAAAACUGUCCCCAGAGCUGAUAUGAAAAUGAGCAGGAAGAAAAAGGGGAAGUAAGCCCAGCCGAUUCCUCACAGUGGGUGUGUUUUAGCUUCUUGCAUCACAGACAAACACACAUUCUAUGGAAGACAAGCUACUGAGGCAAAGCUUCAGGCCAACGAUUCAAGCGUCAGCUGUUGUAUUCUGAUGGUCGGCUUUUGUGGUGUCUGGAUUCACACUGACUUCGUCAUGUCCAACAAUAUAUUGGAAGAACUCUUCAUCAAACGAUCACAGCAGAAGAAGAAGACCUCUCCUCUGAACUACAAGGAGAGAUGGUUUGUUCUGACCACAGAAAAAAUUGCCUACUAUGAUUAUGAUCCCGAAAAAACGAAGCGAAAAGGUCUGAGGGGAUCAGUUGACCUGGAAAAGAUCAAGGGUGUAGAGCAAGUCCAGCCAGAACCUAACGGCCCGCAAGAGCGCAUGUACGCAUUCCAGAUUAUUUAUGAUGAAGGGCCGCUGUACAUAUUUGCGAAGACAGAAGAUAUUCGGGAUCGGUGGAUAAAGAAGUUGAAAGAACUGGUGCGUUUCAACAAGGAUCUGUUGCAAAAGUACCAUCCAUGUUUCUGGGUGGAUGGGAUGUGGUUGUGCUGCCAACAGGAAGUUAAACAAGCUAUGGGCUGCAAGGUGCUGCAUGGUAAGAACGGUUUUACCUCUAAACCUUCUCGACUACGGGGAUCCAGAAAACCACUUCCUCCAACUCCACAAGAGCUGCCUGAGAGGCCGGACUGCUCUGUAGGUAUGACCGUUAUUGCUGAGUAUAAUUACACGCCAAUGACGCCGCAGGACCUGGAGCUGAGGAAGGAUGAAGAGUAUACCAUCCUCGAGAUGUCUGACCCAAACUGGUGGAGGGCCCGGGACAGACACGGAAAUGAAGGAUUUAUACCCAGUAAUUACAUUGUGGAAGCAACAACGGGACUAGAAAAAUUUGAUUGGUACUGCAAGAAUAUGAACAGAAGCCAAGCAGAAAACCUGCUGAAGACUGAGAACAAAGAUGGCGGGUUCUUGGUACGUGACUCAAGCAAGGCUGGGAAGUACACUGUGUCUUUGUUCAGCAAGGUUGCUGGGGAGAUCAGUGGAAUCUGCAAGCAUUAUAACAUCUGCACGACCCCACAAGGCCAGUUUUACGUGGCACUCAAGCAUAAUUUCAGCAGCAUCCCAGAGCUAAUCAACUACCACCAGCACAACUCAGCAGGUAUGGUUAGCAGGCUGAAAUACAUUGUAUCAAAUCGGGCACGGCCUCCAUCGACAGCGGGACUUGGUUAUGGUACUUGGGAAAUAGACCCCCACUGUCUCACCUUCAUCAAGGAGCUUGGCACUGGCCAAUUUGGAGUGGUGAAGUAUGGAAAGUGGCAGGGAAAACAUGACGUAGCAAUUAAGAUGAUUAGAGAAGGCUCCAUGUCAGAAGACGAUUUCAUAGAAGAAGCCAAAAUCAUGAUGAAGCUACACCAUGAGAACCUGGUACAGCUGUACGGUGUGUGCACCAAGCAAAGACCUAUUUACAUAGUGACAGAGUAUCUUUCCAAUGGCUGUCUGCUGACAUACCUGAAAGAGGGCCUGACGCAGCACCCGACAUCCAUCCAGCUCCUGGAGAUGUGCAAAGACGUCUCUGAGGGCAUGGCCUAUCUUGAAUCCAAGCAAUACAUCCACAGAGACCUGGCUGCCAGAAACUGCUUGGUAGAUUCCAAUGGCACAGUCAAAGUCACUGACUUUGGGUUAUCUAGGUAUGUCUUAGAUGAUGAAUACACAAGCUCAGCGGGUUCCAAGUUCCCAGUUCGCUGGUCUCCGCCUGAAGUCCUGCUUUACUGCAAAUUCAGCAGCAAGUCAGAUAUCUGGGCUUAUGGGGUUUUAAUGUGGGAGGUGUACACCUUGGGACGGCUUCCAUAUGAGCGACUAAACAACGCAGAAAUAGCCGAUCAGGUGUCUCGGGGCCUCCGCCUCUACCGCCCCCAGCUGGCCAACGAUAGGGUGUACAGCAUUAUGUCAAUCUGUUGGUGUGAUAAGGCGGAUGAGCGACCCACCUUUCAGGAGCUGGUUUUGACUGUCCAGGAUUUGCUUUAUGAGCUCCAGUAG